AUGGCCCAAGCGGCUCGCAAGAAGAUUGUUGUCGCUGGAGGAAAUGGGUUCCUAGGGUCGCGCAUCUGCAAGUCCGCCGUUGCUCGAGGCUGGGAUGUGACCUCUAUCAGUCGCUCCGGAGAACCUAGGUGGCCCUCCGUCAGUUCGGACCCUGCUCCCCCUCCUUGGUCGAUAUCUGUUACCUGGGCCAAAGGCGAUAUCCUAAAGCCGGCCACUUAUACUUCACAUCUUAAAGAUGCCAAUGCGGUCGUUCAUACCAUGGGGAUAUUGUUAGAAGCGGACUACAAAGGCGUCGUGUCUGGUAAAGAGAACCCACUGUCAGCGUUGUCGAGGGCAUUCAGUUCGACAAAAGCCGGUAGCUCCAAGAAUCCAAUGGACCGUCCGCCCGGUGCAGAGUUGGGGAAGGGAGAGAAGGACGGUCAGGUCACAUACGAGCUUAUGAACAGAGACUCCGCUAUUGCUCUUGCGCAGGAGGCUGAAAGAGCGGGCGCAGAUACCUAUGUUUACAUCUCAGCGGCCGCUGGAGCACCGAUCCUCCCCAGCCGAUACAUCACGACAAAGCGAGAGGCAGAGAACAUAAUUGCGAGCAAGAUGGACAAGCUGAGAAAUAUCUUCUUCCGCCCGGGGUUUUUAUAUGAUAGUAGCCGAAAGUUUACUCUGCCGAUCGCCGCUUCUGGCAUGGUCGGGAGCACAGUCAACAGCAUGCUUGGAGGCAGUUUGACCUCCAUUUUUGGCGCGGCGGUGGAAAAGCCCUUGAAAGCAGACCUGGUUGCAGACGCUGUGGUGGAAGCCAUUGAGGAUGAGUCAACCAAAGGAGUUGUGGAUAUUAAACUUAUUGAAGCUCUUGCUGCAAAGGCCUGGCGAAGGACUAUGCUUUAG
Messenger RNA from Exophiala dermatitidis NIH/UT8656, 879 nucleotides. RefSeq lists its product as uncharacterized. Gene Ontology annotation, cellular component: mitochondrion. The record is from RefSeq and is a predicted model, not a curated record. Lineage: Eukaryota; Fungi; Ascomycota; Eurotiomycetes; Chaetothyriales; Herpotrichiellaceae. The transcript has 2 exons. Gene Ontology annotation, molecular function: protein-containing complex binding. Bases 1 to 879 code for a protein of 292 amino acids.